Balearica regulorum gibbericeps (East African grey crowned-crane) is the source of this 783-nucleotide messenger RNA. Lineage: Eukaryota; Metazoa; Chordata; Aves; Gruiformes; Gruidae. The record is from RefSeq and is a predicted model, not a curated record.
GGCCCUAACCUGAUCAUUAAUCAGCCCGACGAGCUGCUGGAGAGCAUGUCCGAGUGGUGCAAGGAGCAUCACGGGAAGUCCGGCCUCACUAAGGCUGUGAAGGAGAGUAAAAUUUCCUUACAGCAAGCAGAGUAUGAGUUUCUCUCCUUCGUACGACAACAGACACCCCCGGGUCUCUGUCCUCUGGCAGGCAACUCUGUUCACGCAGAUAAGAAAUUUCUCGACAAAUACAUGCCUCAGUUCAUGAGGCAUCUUCAUUACAGGAUCAUCGACGUGAGCACCGUCAAAGAACUGUGCAGGCGCUGGUAUCCGGAGGAGUACGAGUUUGCACCAAAGAAGGCGGCUUCUCACAGAGCGCUCGAUGACAUCAGGGAAAGCAUCAAAGAACUUCAGUUCUACAGAGAUAGCAUCUUCAAGAGGAAAACUGAUGAGAAGAAAAGGAAACUAAUAGAGAACGGAGAAAGCGACAAAACGGCCAGCUGAUUCCUCACGUGGCCCUGCCAUCCCCUGGCAGGUACUAGAUGCGUCUUCCCGGUUCUUUUCGGUUUGCCAGUCUCUCGAGAAGUUGCACCCUUUGGUUCCCUUCUUUCGCAACGGCCGUUAACGCGCAGAGGGAAGCCCGAGUUGCCGCUGCUUUUCUGUUUGAGCACGGAGUCGACUCGCUCGAGCCUCAGCAGCUUCUUUCUUUGUACGUCCUCCAUAAAACACGCUGUUUGAUACUCCUCUUCCUCCAGUUUUAGGUGCGGUCUUUCACGACACAAUAAAAACAGUUCUGUUGAAAGA